UCCUUGAUUGGCCUACUUCUAGGAACCGAAGUCUCGCGUGCUUAUUGGCUCCGGCCACUUAACGCUAGAUGGACGGACCUGGGCGCCAGCCAAUCUCACCACAGCGUGUGAGAGUGGGCGGUCGGUGCAGCGCAGUGGGGAUCCCCCGGCGGCAGACAGGAGACAACAGGAGGGAAAGGCAGUGUGUGAUGAGUUUGUCAAGAAGAAAGGAAUGGAAGGAGGGAAAGCCUACAAGUCCACAUUCACCAUAUCUGCCUUAGCGAGUGGGCUAGUGAUGCGCAUGCGCAAAAGGAAGACCCUGAUUGGCUUGUGGGACGGUCUCAACGCCCUGUCCCAACCAAUCCACAUGCGCCGGGGGUGGGGCCUGGCUCUCACUGGCUGGUGCAGCCUUUGCGCGCGGGUUUCAUUGCCCCGCGGCUUUUGCCCGAGUUGUUCGCUUUAGUCCCGGCGCUAUGGGGUCGGAGCUGAUCGGGCGCCUAGCCCGGCGCCUGGGCCUUGCCGAGCCCGACAUGCUGAGGAAAGCAGAGGAGUACUUGCGCCUGUCCCGGCUGAAGUGUGUCGGCCUCUCUGCGCGUACCACGGAGACCAGCAGUGCAGUCAUGUGCCUGGACCUUGCAGCUUCCUGGAUGAAGUGUCCCUUGGACAGGGCUUAUUUAAUUAAACUUUCUGGUUUGAACAAGAAGACGUAUCAGAGCUGUCUUAAAUCGUUUGAGUGUUUACUGGGCCUGAAUUCAAAUAUUGGAAUAAGAGACCUAGCUGUACAGUUUAGCUGUACAGAAGCAGUGAAUAUGGCUUCAAAGAUACUAAAAAGCUAUGAGUCCAGUCUUCCCCAGACACAGCAAGUAGAUCUUGACUUAUCCAGGCCACUUUUCACUUCUGCUGCACUGCUUUCAGCAUGCAAGAUUCUAAAGCUGAAAGUGGAUAAAAACAAAAUGGUAGCCACAUCCGGUGUAAAAAAAGCUAUAUUUGAUCGACUGUGUAAACAACUAGAGAAGAUUGGACAGCAGAUCGACAAAAUGAAGAAGGUAGAGGAGAUGCCACAUAAACCACAGAAAGAUGAAGAUCUGACACAGGAUUAUGAAGAAUGGAAAAGAAAAAUUUUGGAAAAUGCUGCCAAUGCUCAAAAGGCUACAGCAGAGUAAUUUCAGCUUCCAGACUGGUAUGCAUUCCAAACUGAUAGUACAUUGCCACCUCCAGGAAGACUUGAGAGCUUUGGGAUUUUGUUUAAACUUUUAUAACAAGGAUCCUAAGACUAUUGCCUUAAUAGCAAAGCAGCCUACCCGGAGGCUAAGUCUGGGCAGUGGGCUGGUCCCUGGUGUGGGCAUUAGACCAGCCACAGUGCCUGAUUGGUAUAACCUCAUGCGCUGUCCUACAAAAUGGAAUUGGAGGCCGGGUGCAGUGGCUCAUGCCUGUAAUCCCAGCACUUUGGGAGGCCGAGGUGGGUGGAGCUCGAGACCAACCUGGCCAACGUGGUGAAAUCCCGUCUCUACUAAAAAUAUAAAAAGUAGCCAGGUAUGGUGGUACGUGCCUGUAAU
Cercocebus atys (sooty mangabey) is the source of this 1535-nucleotide messenger RNA. RefSeq names its product origin recognition complex, subunit 6 (gene ORC6). Gene Ontology annotation, cellular component: nuclear origin of replication recognition complex. Lineage: Eukaryota; Metazoa; Chordata; Mammalia; Primates; Cercopithecidae. The record is from RefSeq and is a predicted model, not a curated record. Bases 453 to 1142 code for a protein of 229 amino acids. The transcript has 6 exons. Gene Ontology annotation, molecular function: DNA binding. Gene Ontology annotation, biological process: DNA replication; DNA replication initiation.